UUUGUCUUCGAUCAAUCGAUGACUUUCAUUCAUUCAUUCAUUCAUCUUGAUCGCAAUGAUGAUGGCUCCUUAUUUGGCCAUUUUAUUCAUCGGUUUUUCUUUUGUUUCAUCGAUGUUAUCAUCAACGAUGACCACGACGAUGAUAAUAAACAAUGAAAUAAACAGCGAAUCUUCGAAACGAAUUGUUGGCGGUGAACGUGCGCGAAUCGAACAAAUUCCAUGGCAAGCAUUAAUACAACAACGAAUAUCAUCGUUCGAAAAUGAUUCUUCAACGAUUAUACAAUGUGGUGCUGUUAUAAUCGAUCCAUUAUGGAUAUUAUCAGCUGGUCAUUGUAUCCAUCGGCCACGACAAGGAGAAUCAUAUCCGAUCGAUGUUUAUUUUGGUGUAACGGAAAUUACGCCCGAUAUUCGACAAUCCAAUGUUGUUCGAUCGGUUAUACGAAUAUUUGAUCCGGCAAAAUCGGAUCAAAGAUUAUCCGGUGAUUUGAUUUUAUUACAAUUAAAUCAAUCAAUUACAAUUAGCUCAAAAAUACAACCAAUUCGUCUGCCUGAAAUGGAUGAUAAUUUUGAUUAUCAAAUCGGCGUAGCUUCGGGUUAUGGUGCAACAUUUUUUCAAGAUCCAAAAACAAUAAAACCGAUAAAUAUUUUGCACUCGGUAUCGGUACCAAUUUUGCCAAAAUCAUCAUGUUUGGAAUUGUAUCGAAAAGCAUUCAAAGAUGGAGCUACCAUUGCUGAAGAUUUAAUUCAGAAAAAUAAAUUAAUUUGUGCCGGUUAUCGGCAAGGUGGAUCAGAUGCUUGUAUAGGUGAUUCUGGUGGUCCGUUAGCUGUUUGUGUUGAUGAUUUUUGGUCAUCUUGGCGACGACGAAGAAGAUCGAAUUCGAUGACCAGAUCAUCAUCAUCAUCAAAUUAUCUUGAUAAACAAUGUAAUGGUCAAUGGAAAUUAGCGGGUAUUAUUUCCAUCGGGUAUCGUUGUGCUGAACCACAAUUACCCGGUUUGUAUAUCGAUUUAACUGUUUAUUCGAAAUGGAUACAAUCGAUUAUUAUGAAUAAUCGAUUAAUCGAUUUAAAAAUUAAUUAAUCGUUCAUCUCCUCUUUUAUUAUUAUUAUUAUUUCGUUUUGUUUUUAA
Dermatophagoides pteronyssinus (European house dust mite) is the source of this 1126-nucleotide messenger RNA. Its product is annotated as trypsin-like. Lineage: Eukaryota; Metazoa; Arthropoda; Arachnida; Sarcoptiformes; Pyroglyphidae. Gene Ontology annotation, biological process: proteolysis. The record is from RefSeq and is a predicted model, not a curated record. Gene Ontology annotation, molecular function: serine-type endopeptidase activity.